AUACACCGCGCGUAAGUUAACCUGCCAAUGUGUGUCACUGGUGUUUUCAAAAUGAAAAAUGAGGUUGUGCAAUAAUGCCAGACCCCGGCUCUCCUGUUGUGCAAGAGGUUUGCACAGCAAAUGCCAAAAACACACCAUUGGAGCUGCCUCAACCUCAGAAGGUGCUUUGAUUGCUUCCACCUCCAACCCAAGUGAAAUGUCUUCACACAGGAUAAUAUAUAAUCCAUAACAGAAUCAAAACAUGUAUGGCCUAAAAUUGGAGUCGUGCUUGAAUCUUGGGAUUUUUGUGAUUAUUGCACAGUCGCUGUUAUUCUGGCAGUGCAAAUGCACAGGAACAGUUGGCGAGAAGGGAGGCAUAACAAGCACAAAUAGAAGAAAAUUGAACAAAACUAGAAUCACUGGGAAUCCAGGAGACUCUGGCUACAUCACAUCUCCUGGUUUUCCAAAGAAUCCACUCAUAUCAGGGUUAUCUGUUCAGAAAUACAGACUAAUUGCUAAAAAUAUAAAUGGAGUAAUUGAUAUCACGACUAUUGAUUUGGUAUUUUUUCCCAAUGACAAUUUUGCAUGGAAAUAUAUGCUGACAAUUUAUGAUUGUGAUUGUGAAAGAAAAGAUAAAGAGAUCAGAAUUACGGAGAGAAUGCAUUUUGUAUCAUCCGGCAGGUAUCUAGUAGUGAUAUUUAACCCUCAUUAUGUAGUGGAUGGUUGGAAAAACCAUGGAGUUUUUAAAUUACAGUACAAGUUCAUUUACAGAUCUGUGCCAGAAACUAUAUGGAUGAAUAAAACUGCAUGUGGAUACCUGGGAAACGUGGUCAACCACCUCCCUGCCACUGACAGAUCAUCCACGGCCUUUAGGUCUUAUGGACACAUGGAGUUUCCUCCUGAUACAGCGUGGAGGGGAGAGAGCAUAAGAUUUGACUGCAUAUGGAGUUUCAAACAAGCUCAUCUGUAUUCCACAUCCCGAGUUGAACGAAGAUUUAUAUAUGCAAAGUUCUUGGAUUUUGAGGGGACUUCAUGUCUGAAUCUGAAUGUAGAGGUUAGGAAGUCAUGGCAUUCUGACGGUGAGGUGCUCAUAUCGGGGCCAAUAACAGAUGUAAUAAAAAAUCAGCCAGGCACUGGACUGGUAUCACGUGGCAGCAUGUUUAUCAGACUUACUGGAUCACAAACAUGGAGGUGUGGCCACGACCAACGCCUCAAAUUUGCCUACACCUAUUUUGUUAGUAGCCUCGAGAGUGCUAAACUCUGCCAGAUAUAUUUCCUGGGAAAAUAUUAUGAAUGUCAGGGACAGAUGCGCUGCAUUCCUGAGCAGUUUCAAUGUGAUGGCUAUGAUCAUUGUGGAGAUGGAGAGGAUGAGGCUUCUGAUCGGUGCUCAGAUCACACUACCACUCAGAGUUACUGUCCCUCUUACAAAAAACGCUGUCCAGAUGGUAAAUGUGUAUGGAACUCUGAUUCAUGUCCUGUAGAUGACU
Messenger RNA from Lingula anatina, 1466 nucleotides. RefSeq lists its product as uncharacterized. Gene Ontology annotation, molecular function: protein binding. The record is from RefSeq and is a predicted model, not a curated record. Lineage: Eukaryota; Metazoa; Brachiopoda; Lingulata; Lingulida; Lingulidae.